UGGAACCGGCGCAUGGGUACGGCGCCUGCCGGAAAACCACCGCUGCUAGCAACUUUGAGCAUGGCGUCAGCGACGUUCACCUACAUUCCCAGCAGAGCUGGCGUGGGCGGCGGCAAGAAGGGCCUGCAGGAGAGCUCUCUCGAGCUGCUCAGCAGCAUCCCGGAGGAGUCCUCGCUGUCGCACUCGUCCGGCCGCCUGCAGCGUUCCCUGCGCGGGCCGCUGCUGUGCGCGCUCGUGUCUCUCCUGCUUUCGGCCGCGGUUCUGGCGAGCUGCGCCGUGCUGGUGUACGUCGAGGUCUACUACCGGUGGUCCUUUCCGCUGCGCGUCGACUGCAACCUGGACCCCACCGGGAGAGCGGUGGAUUACGGCCGCUGCUUGCGCAGAGGAUGCAAGUACGUGUCGACGGACGGCGUGCUACCGACGUGCUUCUUCCCCGAAGGCUACGGCUACGUCAAGGAGAGCGGAGAACGCCACGUGGACGGGAGCGGAUUCACGGCUCGUCUGCGGAGACCCGACUUACCGCCAUUGUUCGGCGGGGAAGUCAACGAGGUGGUCGUUAACGUUUCCUUCCUGACGCAUUCCAGGCUUCGCGUGCAAAUGAUACCUGAAGGUCACCGCUUCCAAUCGAAUAUUUUCGAUGACGACAGCUCGCAACGUUGGAACGAAGACGACACGGCAUACGAAGUGUCCCAAAUGGAGUCUGGACGGUCAUUUGGCCUUGUCGUCACGCGUAAAGAAAGCCGCACGGUAAUACUUGACACCAGGCUACCGGGAACAGUGCUCGCGGAGCAGUUUCUGCAGCUAUCCACACGAUUGACAACAGCAAAUGUAUUCGGCCUCGGAGGUCUUUCCACGAAGGAGACGCUCAAGCAUGACAUCAACUGGAAGACAAUAACAUUUUUCAACAAGAGAAGUCAGAACAGGCCGAGCGAAUAUUUCGGUGUGCAUCCUUUCUACAUGGUGGUUGAAGAGGAUGGAAAAGCAAACGGCGUAUUUCUGAGGAACAGCAAUGCAAUGGAUGUUUUGUUGCAGCCUGAGAAAGUGAUCACGUUCAGAACGACGGGAGGCACGCUCGAUUUCGACAUCUUUCUUGGCGACAAUCCCGACGACGUUGUGCGUCAGUUCACAGAGCUAGUUGGAAGACCAGCAAUGCCUCCAUUCUGGGCACUGGGGCAUCACAUCAGCCUGGAUGCUGAGGCCGAGAUUUCACAAGUCUGGCCCCUGCUGCAGAAGCUGCGCAAGGAAGGCAUUGAUGUGGCAGCCUUGCAUCUCAAUGAAGGUUUCGCAACCGAAAAAAUUGUAACCGACGACUCGUGGGCGGACAAAAUCCGGAAACUUCGGAAUGAGACAGAAAACUCUGGCAUAAGAUACCUGCUUCGAGCCGAUCCUCUGCUACCAUCAUCAGCGGAACAUAUGAUGCCAUUAUUAUUGAGUGAAGGUAGCAAGCGCGUAAGUGACGUUGCUUUUCUAGAUUUUACAAACCCGGACGCUGAGAAGGUGUGGACAAAACGCCUCUGGUCGCUAAACAGGGCAGUAGGAUUCGACGGCCUAUUACUGGACUUAAACGAGCCAACCUACCCUCGCGAAGGCAACCGAUCAAGUUCUAAGUGCACGGCGAACAAGUGGAACAACCCACCUUAUCCUGUUGGCUUUCAGCAUGGGGACAGAGGAAUCUUCGAGAACAGCGUGUGUGGUGACGUCAACCAGUCGGCCGGCAUCCACUACAAUCUGCACAACCUAUACGGCUAUCACCACUCCGAAACUACUUGGAAGAGCCUGCUAAAUUUUACGGAGGAACGAGGCCGUCAGAGACCCAUGAUUCUCAGCCGUGCGACGUUCUCCGGUUCGGGAUCCUUCGGCGGCCACUGGUUCGAGGAGCCCGAGUGCAGCUGGGAAGGACUGCGCAGGACCGUCGUCAAGGCUGUCGAGUUCUCCAUGCUUGGAAUGCCGUUGGUUGGCGGCUACUGUGACUUGUCUAGAGAACGAGAAGAUGCCUGUUUAGCGUGGCUUCAAGCGUCAGCGCUGCUUCCACUGUCUAUUACAAGAAUGAGACCUGCAGAGGACAUCGAGGCAGAUGACGUGACGACAUGGCUCAUGAACGCGUCAGCGGCUUCUCUCGCUGCCCGAAGGCUUUUGUUGCCGUAUAUGUACACAGUCUUCUACGAGGCACACUUGACCGGCCGUGCCGUCCUGCGAGCACCAUUUUACGAGUUUCCUACAGACCUGUACGCAAUGAAUAUCAGCUACCAGUUCCUGUGGGGCUCUGCCGUCCUCGUCUCCCCCAUGGUACAAGAGGACGAUCCCUCAGUGGAGGCGUACUUUCCAGCAGGCCAGUGGUGCGACCUCUACACGGGUGAAGCAAUCAAUCUACAUCGUGGAGGAUAUGUCACAGUAGAUGGAGACAAGGUCCCCUUACACGUCAAGGGCGGCUCCAUAAUUCCCUUGCUUCGUCCCGUCGACGACCGAAGUAGUACUGCGACAAAGUUGGAGCUAUUCGUCUCUCCUGACCAGAACGGAGAAGCGACGGGUUUCUUGUUCUGCGACGAUGGCAUCACAUACUAUGAAGACAUGACAAAAGCGCCAGCUAUACGCCUCAACUUCACUUUAACCAAAGAGCAAAGGAUAUCGAAUUUGUCCAUAUCAGCAAUGGAGAAGAGCUACAAACAACAAGCCGAACUGAUGAUAGACUCAGUGACCGUGUGCAAUGCAGCUUCUUCUCCAACUUCAGUGUUGCUAGACGGAAACACAAGUGCCAACGCAACAUACGACUCGAACCUUCAGGUUCUCAAGAUGGAAGCGUUAUCCAUGGACGCCACGAGUCAUGUAAUUGCUAUAACAUUCUAGACAAUUGCAACAGAAUGCAUGAAAACCAAAUUGUAUACAUAGGCGUCUUUUUUAUGUAAAGAAUCAUCAAUUUCUACGGCGUAAAGUAUGUUAAGUUUAUGACCACACAUUAACUCAUUUGCAGCUGAAUAAAAGAAUUGCUCAA
Dermacentor andersoni is the source of this 2989-nucleotide messenger RNA. The record is from RefSeq and is a predicted model, not a curated record. NCBI's taxonomy places the organism in Eukaryota, Metazoa, Arthropoda, Arachnida, Ixodida, Ixodidae.